CAACUUAUGGACUUUUACAAUAAGGAGGCCUGUACAGAGCUUUUGAAGAACAAUUGACUUGGUCUCUGAGUGAGCACAGUGAAGAUGGAUGGUUCUACUGAAACACAACUUAACAGGAAGUUACCAUUCAGUUACAAUAGUUUUGCUGGUUCACCUCAAUUGGCUGAUGGCUCAAGUGACUUCGACAAAAACCGUGACCUCAGCCACCUCCCAAAGAACAUCCCUCUGAAACAGUUGGCCUCUGGUAGCCCAAAUUUGUUUGACCGAAGCCUGUCCAGCUUCAAAGAGACAGACGAGGACAUCUCCAGUCAGGACACACUCAUGCAUGUCUAUGCUGUAUCUAUCACCUUUGCCAUUGGAGUGACCAUUGCUUUGAUCCUGUGUAUUAACCUGGGGGGAAGUUUGGUUUUUGUAAAUGGUGCGGUAGUGUCGGAUCAUGAGCGCUGCACUUUACUCAGCCAGAGAGUCCUUCAUGAUGGGGGAUCCAGUGUGGAUGCUGCCAUCACUGCCGCCCUGUGUUUGGGUGUUGUGCAUCCACAUGUGUCAGGUGUUGGCGGAGGUGGGGUGAUGCUGGUUCAUGACAUCCAGAAGAAUGAAACCAGGGUGAUUAGUUUUCAGGGAACUGCACCUACAACACUUAAAGAGGAGAUGCUGCAGAACGUUUUAGAACUAAAGGCAGGAUUGCAAGUGGGAGUGCCAGGUCUGCUCAGAGGCUUACACCAUGCUCACAGCCUGUAUGGGAGUCUAUCAUGGGAGGAUGUGGUCGCCAGAGCUGCUGCUGUUGCCAAAGAAGGUUUCAAUGUGUCUCUCGGUCUUGCUGAAGCUAUAUCAAAGGUAAAAGGUGAGCAGCUGUCGCAACGUUUCAGGGAUAUGUUCCUCCCAGAUGGCCACGCUCUGCUUCCUGGUUCAUAUCUGAAGAUGUCAAGUCUGGCUCGAGUCCUUGAGGCUGGUCUGUCAAAUUUCUAUGAUGGGAUCUUCUCACAAGAGAUAGAAGAUGAGGUGCAAGCUAAUGGAGGGGUCCUGAGCAGAGCCGACAUCAGUGACUACAGUGUGCAGGUGGAGCAGCCAGUGGAAGGCCUGUACGAUGAAUUCGUUAUUCAAGUACCUCCUCCCCCAUCCACUGGUGCAGCGUUGAUAUCAGCGCUCAACAUUUUGGACUACCUCCAUUUCAAUGGGAACAAUAACAUAGACAAUCAAACACACCACUGGGUUGCCGAGGUUCUGAAAGGAGGUUUGGGUGAACCUAAGUCUUCAGUGACUGAGCUGCUCUUUAACGUGCUGAGUAAGACUCAAGCUGAAGUGCUUCGCCAGAGGAUCAAUUCCUCCCAUACCUCUCCAGCCGACUCCAUUGUCCACUCCCUACAGACAGAGCGGAUGGCCGGGAAAGUUGUGGUCAUGGGACCAGAUGACCUCAUAGUGUCAGUUGCAAGUUCCUUGGGCACGCUGUUUGGUAGCAGAAUUAUUACACAAUCAGGCGUUGUUCUCAACAGCCUCAUCCUCAACUUCUCCUGGCCAAACAAAACCCGAAGUCAACUCUUAACCAGCCAGAAAAACCGAGUCCAGCCUGGAAAGAGACCCCUAUCCCCUCUCAUGCCCACAAUAGUGGUGCCAGCGUGGCAUAAAUGUGGGAGCUACGUGGCUCUAAGCAGUGCAGGUGGACAACAGAGUUUGAGUGUGAUCAUCCAGGUGUUGAUCAGUGCACUGUCCUUCCAUAAAGAGAACAAUGACAGCCUCUCCCUGAGAAGACUCCACCCCCAACGUCAGCCAAACCGACUUCUUGUUGAUCCUGAGUUUCCGGAAGAGAAGACAAACCCUGUUGUACUGGGUAUCCUGAGGAACAAAGACAUCAUUACACCCUUAACAGUACCUCAAUUAUCUGAUAGUUCCUUAUAGUUUCUGUUUCCUAAAUAUCUUCCAAGAGCAUAUGAAAUGGUAGUUUCUGGAUAAUUGCUGUAUGUAAGUUGUUGUUUUUUGAUACUCUUGAGUUAUUGUGAUCACCAGCCAACAGAGGGCAAUACUUUCUAUUACAGAAGGCAAAUUGUCUGUUCAUAAGCAUUGUCUUAAAAUGGAUUAAAGAAAAAAACCAUUAUG
This is a messenger RNA of Cottoperca gobio, 2091 nucleotides long. RefSeq names its product glutathione hydrolase 7-like. Bases 85 to 1893 code for a protein of 602 amino acids. Lineage: Eukaryota; Metazoa; Chordata; Actinopteri; Perciformes; Bovichtidae. Gene Ontology annotation, biological process: glutathione catabolic process. The transcript has 15 exons. Gene Ontology annotation, molecular function: glutathione gamma-glutamate hydrolase. The record is from RefSeq and is a predicted model, not a curated record. Gene Ontology annotation, cellular component: plasma membrane.